AGUUAUUAUAAAUCUAAUUCGCAGUCACGUUCUGUAUCAUUUUCUAUGCCGUCGAGCGGUACACCGGCGAGUGCAGCUCCAGCUCCCGCAGCAACAGCAGCGUCCGAUUCUAUGGAUACAUAACAACCUUCCAGCGCCAAAGGUUGCCCACCUUUGCGCGCUCUCGUCUCUCCAUGCCACAGCAGGUGGACUGACCAGUCGACUGCCUCUGCUGCUGCCUGCCUGCCUGUCUGCUCUCGAGGACUUCAAAGACCUGCUCUCGUUCGUUCAGCUCUAGUCGCCACUCGCUCGCCCCCUCGCCCCCUUGCGCAUUCGGCUUUCCGGAUAGCAGACUCCUUCACUGAGAUUUGAGGAACGGCGGUAGGAGGGUGGCGGGCACGAAGGCUCAUGGAUCCGAGAUCCAAGUCGAGGUCGAGCACGGGGAUGGCGGCCCUCGUGCGCCGCGUUCUGGGAGCUGGUCCACGGUUCAGGAAGAAGAGCAAGAUGGAGGCCGAUGAGUAUUUCUCGUCCAAGAGCAAGGGAAGCUCGAGCUCGGGUUCUUCUUCUUCGUCGUCGUCUUCUUCGUCCUCGUCCUCGUCGUCGUCCACGGAGGGCAGCGAAGUGGACAGCGAGGCGGAGGGGGAUGAGGUGCUGGCCAUCAAGGAGAAGAAGCGGCCGCGGAGGCAGAGAUGCAGGAGGAUUCGGAAGCAGAGGUCGUAUCAGAUUUGGAUUGGCAACAGGCCCAGAGUCGCAUUCUCGUGCCUGAGAAUACGAAUUGUGCACAUGGUGAGGCUCAUGAAGACGAUGGCCUUCCUGCGCAGAGUGAGGAACGCGUACAGGCGCUUGAUGCACGCCGCAGGAUCUUCCAGAGCCGUCCUCACUCUCACCGAUUUAUACUACGCCAUCACUGAUCUGAUUCCCAGGUCCGACGACGCCAAGGGCCCUCCUCCUACCAACAUCAUCGUGCUGCGUCCAAUUCUGCUCCACUCGGCCGACAAGCGAAGCUUGAGAACCCGAGCUGACAUCCAAGCUCUGAGAGCGAGAAUCGACCUGCAAGCCUUCGGGUCCGGCGCGUUAAUCAGAACCAACACUCUCGUUUCGUGAGCCACGAGUUUUUAUUCUUCUCAAAUCGCUCCCGUGCCUUGUAAAUACACCGCCAGCAGCAGCAGCAGCAGCUCUUCAUUCCUUCACAUCGUUUCAAUUUGUUUCAGUUCAAUUCUUUCUUAUACACGACAUCAGCGUAAGCCAGAACCUUGGAGGUUGGAUUGAUCGAGGCCACAAUUGCUCCUAUGCAGCAGCAGCAGCAGCACCUGUUAGUUCGAUAAAUACUUCAAGGAGGUGGCGAACAUUCUGCCGUCCGUGGGCGGCAUGGAAUGCAUGGUCUGGUAUGGACCAGGUCCAGAUUUUUAGAUGGGCUCUGUAGGAAGGUCGUAAGUUUAGUCUAGGGAAGCGCUCGGGUGCUGUUUAGGAGUUCACGGAUGGCGCUCAAUGUCGUCGUGCCUUGUACAGCUACUGGGCAGUUGGGAAUGUGAGAGCAGUCGCGAGAUAGAAUCGGCCUCGUGCCUGCACGGACAGCGAUGAGAAGGAAAGUAGAGUUAGGAAUCACUCAACCUCUACGACACGGAGAGAGCAGAAGGUCUCGACAGAGUGUGACUCUGUCCGUUGGUCUGUCUGUCUCUGUGUGUCUGGAGCUUGAGCCCUUUUUGUACAACAGUCAGGUAUAUCCAGCACCACCAUUUACUUGCAAUAUGAAAGGAAACCAUCCACU
Molecule: messenger RNA, 1747 nt
Organism: Marchantia polymorpha subsp. ruderalis
Lineage: Eukaryota; Viridiplantae; Streptophyta; Marchantiopsida; Marchantiales; Marchantiaceae
Source: the annotation of a GenBank genome assembly